ACGAUUAUUGCAGGUAGCAUUUAGCCAUUUAGCUUUGUUUGAACCCGUCCAUUGCUCAACUGCUUACUCAUCAGCGUCAGUGACUCAGAGAAAAACAAUAAUGCUUCAAUUAAAAUAUAAAAGCGGAGAAUUUGAAAUUAAAAAUGAUUUGUUCAUUUGUUGUUGCCUUACUCUAACAAUUGAUUGAUUAUAAGGAGAAAAGGUGGGGAGUGGUGGCUGUUGUGCGCUUUACAGUUCUGAGAUAAUGGCCUUCACAAGCCUUUCUGGUUCGGAGUCACCGGAAAGCAUCCAAACUCCUCUCCUACACGCCGUCGUUCAAGGCUCCGUUGGCUACAAUGGCCUCCCCAUCUACAGAUCAAAUUCCGGGGGUUGGAGAUCAGCGUCUUUCAUAUUAGUAAUGGAACUUGCAGAGAGGUUUGCGUACUUCGGAAUAGCAUCGAAUCUAAUUACGUAUUUGACGGGGCCAAUCGGUCAGUCGACGGCGACCGCGGCGGAGAACGUGAAUGCGUGGACCGGAACGUCUUUUUUAUUUCCUGUAAUUGGUGCUUUUGUUGCUGAUUCUUUUCUUGGAAGAUAUCGCACCAUCGUCGUUGGCUCUCUUAUCUGCAUAUUGGGUCUUGGCUUGUUAACUCUAUCGACUGCUAUUUCUUCUUUCAAUGCUUCUAAUUGUCCAAGCACCGAUAUUUCGACAUCUUGUUCUCCUAGCUCAUUUCAAGUAGUUUUCUUCUUCUUUUCUCUAUAUUUGGUAGCUUUUGGGCAAGGUGGGUACAAAUCUUGUGUUCAGGCUUUUGGAGCAGAUCAAUUUGAUGAAAAAGACCCUCAGGAGCGCAAAGCCAAAAGCUCGUUCUUCAACUGGUGGUAUUUUUCUAUGUGUUCAGGCAUCUUAGUAGCGCGACUAAUCAUAGUCUACAUACAAGACAACCUUAGUUGGACCUUUGGAUUUGGAAUCCCAUGUAUUGUGAUGGUCAUAGCACUAUUCAUCUUCUUACUUGGAAUUAAGACGUAUCGCUAUAGUGCCGAGGUGGAAAAAAAAAAUGCAUUUCAAAGAAUUGGACAGGUUUUUGUUGCAACCAUUAGAAAUUGGCGAUCUUCUUGUUCUGCUAUAGCUUUGGAGGAAGAAGCUUGUGGAUCGCCACCUCACCAUAGUUCUGAGCAAUUCAAGUUCCUUGACAAAGCCCAGUUUGUACCAAAUGACUCAAAGGAACUUGAGAAAGUGUGUAGCCUCAGUGACGUUGAAGAAGCUAAGGCAGUACUUAGACUUGUUCCCAUAUGGGCUUCAUGCUUGUUAUUUGGUGUUGUGGAUGUACAGUUCUCAACUUUAUGUACUAAGCAAGGAGCAACUAUGGAUAGAUCAAUUUCACCUGGUUUUGAUAUACCACCAGCUUCACUUCAAUCUCUUAUGAGCCUUUCUAUUGUUUCAUUCAUUGCAAUAUAUGACCGUAUCAUUGUUCCCAUAGCAAGGAAUGUAACCGGAGAACCUUCUGGCAUUACAAUGCUUCAGAGGAUUGGAACUGGGAUGUUUUUUUCUGCCCUGAGCAUGGCAAUUGCUACUGUAGUUGAGAUGAAGAGGCUUGAAAUCGCUCGAGAAUAUGGGCUAGUUGAUGAGCCAAAUGUGACAGUUCCAAUGAGCAUUUGGUGGCUGAUUCCUCAGUACGUCGCGGCUGGAGUUGCUGAUGCAUUGACCUCGAUUGGUAUGCAAGAAUUCUUCUAUGAUCAGGUCCCCAGAGAAUUAAGAAGUGUGGGUCUUUCUCUCUACAUCAGUGCCUUCGGUAUAGGAAGCUUUAUUAGCAGUUUUCUCAUCUCUAUCAUAGGGAGAGUCACUGGAGGGGAAGGUCGUGAUAGUUGGUUUGCUAAUAAUCUGAAUCGAGCUCAUCUUGAUUACUUCUAUUGGCUGCUAGCUGGACUAAGUACAGUACAAUUGAUUGCUUACUUGUAUGUUGCAAAAAAAUACGUAUAUAAAAGGUGAUGCACAAAAAUAAAUGCGGUGUUCAUAAUUGUUACAUGUGAUUGUUAUCAUAAAUGGAAAUUGUUGCCAACUUGUAAAA
Molecule: messenger RNA, 2045 nt
Organism: Hevea brasiliensis (rubber tree)
Lineage: Eukaryota; Viridiplantae; Streptophyta; Magnoliopsida; Malpighiales; Euphorbiaceae
Product: protein NRT1/ PTR FAMILY 5.10-like
Exons: 4
Coding region: 245-1966 (573 amino acids)
Biological process (GO): transmembrane transport; dipeptide transport
Cellular component (GO): membrane
Molecular function (GO): dipeptide transmembrane transporter activity; tripeptide transmembrane transporter activity
Source: RefSeq, a predicted model, not a curated record